AUGCUGGCUCUUCGCGACCAGGAGAACCUGGUAAACACCCACCAGACUGCCGCCGCAGCGAAGCCCUUGAAUCAGGGUAUCAACAAAAUACCACCGAAGACUCCAGGCAAAUCAGUGCCGCUCAACGACGAGAAUAACCCUCGGGCUUUUGGAAAGGGGACUAUUAAGGGCAAUAAGAGUCGUCAGGAGAAUGGAAAGCCGGCAUUGAACGCGUUCGUGACGCCUGGUGAGACGAAGCACCGUGCUGUCCUGGGCAACAAGACUACAAACCUUAAGACCAAUGCAUUCAAGACUCCCGGUCCAUUCGCAGGAACAUCCAAGCCCGAGAAGACAAACAACCGACGAACCUCGACUGUGCAGAGAAUCAAGAAGGCAGCUCCCGUCACCCAACAGGCCCAGACCAAAGUCUAUACCGAGGCUGCCCAUGAUGAUGUGCCGGACAUUGAAUACAUGCCACCAAAGGCUACAGCUCUCUCGGAUGAGCCCGAUGAUGUCACAUACGAUACCACAUUCCCUCAAUUCAAACCCCAGAACCGUGCUCUUGGGCUGGAGAGUGUCUAUGGGAAGCAGGAAAUCGGCAGCGAUGGCUUGACUAAGAGACAGCGCAAGUUCCAGGAGGACUCUGUCAAGUGCGACAACAUGAUCAAUGAGACAAUCAUGAAACAGUUGGACAGCAUUGGCUUCACCGAGCACACUGAAGAUGUGGUAGCCAAGGCCCCGAAGCCACGCCUGCAAUCCAUCCACCGCAGGACUCCUUCUACCAGCGUACGCCCUUCUCGUCAAGUUCCUACCAUUCGAUCUCGUGAGGCCGCCGCAGCGCUUGCAGCCCCGAGACCCAGCUCAGCACCCAGCCGAGCCGUCGCCGUCCCCAAGUCCCGAGUUGCCUCUGCUGCAUCUGUGUUGAUGCCUCAGAAGAGAACGCGAACGCCGACCAAUCCCUCUUCCAUGCGCAGCACUGCUGCCGCGGCCACUUCCAACACCACCGUCGGAUACUCCAAGGGUCGCAGUGUCUCGUCGACUCUCCGCGAGACUGCCUCCGCACAGAAAGCCGCGCACUCGGAGGCAUUGCUAUCUCCCGAGACCUAUAUGCAGCUCUACGGCAAGCCACCACUGGAUUCUGAGAUGUGGAUCCGUUGCAAGGCUGCUGGCUGCUUUGACAGCGAAGAGAGUGCCAGCUAUCGGGAACUCGAGGAACGGCUCCCGACCUUUGAGGAGGAUGAAGAGGCGGACAACUUCCAGCUUACGCUGUGA
This is a messenger RNA of Penicillium cataractarum, 1251 nucleotides long. RefSeq lists its product as uncharacterized. NCBI's taxonomy places the organism in Eukaryota, Fungi, Ascomycota, Eurotiomycetes, Eurotiales, Aspergillaceae. The transcript is spliced from 3 exons. The record is from RefSeq and is a predicted model, not a curated record. The coding region runs from base 1 to 1251 and encodes 416 amino acids.